Messenger RNA from Eucalyptus grandis, 1698 nucleotides. Its product is annotated as alpha-galactosidase. NCBI's taxonomy places the organism in Eukaryota, Viridiplantae, Streptophyta, Magnoliopsida, Myrtales, Myrtaceae. Gene Ontology annotation, biological process: carbohydrate metabolic process. The record is from RefSeq and is a predicted model, not a curated record. Gene Ontology annotation, molecular function: hydrolase activity, hydrolyzing O-glycosyl compounds.
UGUUCUUUGGUGCAUGUGAACGGAGGGAAAGAAAAGUUGUAUAUGCACAGAUAUCCCACGUUCAAUCAUCCCAUUAAUUAAUUGGAAAUUACGAUGAAAACGAGAUGAAGAAUGGCAGGCUCUUCGCAUUCAAUUUUUUUUCGUAUUUUUUUUUUAGUGGUUGUCGGUUUUUAGUUAAAAGCUGAGCUGUUAUCUUGACCUUAUUCCAUCUUUGAUCCAUAUAAAUACGACCACUUCCGCUUUCUGGCUCCUUCAGUAUCUGACUGCAUAUUUUUCAGUUUGUUUUGGGAGAGAAGUGAUUUCGGGCGAUGGCUACCUCGUUUAAUUCGAGAGAGCAGUCUGUGGUUGGAGUCGUGGUGGUGGUAGCUGCGUGCGUUCUGUAUGCUGGUGUCGCCUCCGCUGGAUGGCCAGCGACGAGCGUUAGCAUGGACCUGCUCCAUGGAAGAGGCAGAAUCAGAAGAAAGCUUCUCGAGAACGGCCUCGGUUUGACUCCUCAAAUGGGAUGGAAUAGCUGGAACCACUUUCAGUGUAACAUCAACGAAAAUUUGAUAAAGGAAACAGCGGAUGCGAUGGUCUCAUCCGGACUUGCUGCACUAGGAUAUGAGUAUGUAAACUUAGAUGAUUGCUGGGGUGAGCUUAACAGAGAUUCUCAGGGUAAUUUGGUUGCCAAAGCUUCAGCAUUUCCAUCUGGAAUUAAGGCAUUAGCUGAUUAUGUUCACAGCAAAGGCCUCAAGCUUGGGAUUUACUCAGAUGCUGGAUCUCAAACAUGCAGUGGAACAGUGCCUGGAUCGCUCGGUCAUGAAGAGCAAGAUGCGAAAACUUUUGCUUCCUGGGGGGUUGAUUACUUGAAGUAUGAUAAUUGUAACAAUCCCGGUACGAGUCCCAAGGAAAGGUACCCAAUCAUGAGCAAAGCCCUGUUAAACUCUGGAAGGAAAAUCUUCUUCUCUCUCUGUGAAUGGGGACAAGAAGACCCAGCAACUUGGGCUUCGUCCAUUGGGAAUAGCUGGAGAACAACCGAAGAUAUUUCGGACAACUGGGACAGAAUGACAUCUCGGGCAGAUCUGAAUGAUAAAUGGGCAUCUUAUGCUGGACCUGGAGGAUGGAAUGAUCCUGACAUGCUUGAAGUCGGAAAUGGUGGAAUGACCACAGAAGAAUACCGUUCGCAUUUCAGCAUAUGGGCAUUGGUCAAGGCUCCAUUGUUGAUUGGUUGUGAUGUGCGAUCGAUGAACAACACGACCCUCAUGUUGCUGAGCAACAAGGAAGUUAUUGCUGUUAAUCAAGAUGGGCUUGGCGUUCGGAAAAAGGUUAAGUCAGAUGGCAAUCUUGAGGUUUGGGCAGGUCCCCUCAGCGCAAACAAGGUAGCAGUGGUUCUAUGGAACAGAGGUUCAUCGAGAGCUACAGUCACUGCCUCUUGGUCUGACAUUGGCAUCAAUUCUACAACAGUAGUCGAAGCUAGAGAUUUGUGGAUGCAUUCCACCCAAAAUUCAAUCAAGGGACAAAUCUCAGCUGAUAUCAACUCCCACGAUUGUAAAAUGUAUGUUUUGACUCCACAAUAACAUGGAGACAUCAGGAGAACGGAAACCGGGUUGCAGCUGAGGUUGUGCAGAAUUAAAUCUGUGCUAAUUUGAUCCUGUUUCAUCAUUGAUGUAAGAAAUAAACCAGAGAAUCGUUAAUAAGAUAUGAUAACCAAUUUCACCA